AUGUUGGCCAAUGCACGCUCAUCUCGGUGGCCAAAGAAGCCUUUGUCCCGAGUGGUGUUCCUGGACGUGGAUGGUGUUCUCAACUCUGCAGCAGAAAUGUCAGCAGGGCCCGACUACAUCCCAGUGGGCACCGGUGGCUUGUGGUUGGAGAGGAAUUUGUUGCAGCGACUCCGAGACUUGCUGCACAUCGGUCAGGCUUUUAUUGUGAUCUCUUCCAGUUGGCGCCGCGAAUGGGAAGCUGUUGAGGCUCUGAAAGAUUCAUGUGCCGAUGCGGGCAUCGCACGAUGGCGUUUUCUGGGUCAAACCGCAGAAAUGAAAGCGGCUGCACGCACAGCAGCCGGGCGACGUGUUGCAGAGAUCUCCCACUGGCUUACGGCAAGAAGAUGUGAGCUUGGCGUGCAGCAAUGGGUCGCAUUGGAUGAUCUGGAUUUGGCCAGCCAAUGCCCGGAACACUUGAAGAGGAAUAUGAUACGAACGAGCCCCUAUCAUGGGUUGCAGCUCAGCCAGGUGGAAGCGGCACUGCAGGUGCUGGGAUGCCGAGCCCCACUUCUGACAGUUCCUGAGAAAUGCAAGGGCAAAGGCAUUGUGUUGGACAUCGACGGUACGCUGAUUGAUUCAAUGCCAUGGCCCUGUGAUUCCGUGCCACAUCAGCCAGCACAUAUCGUGGAGGGCCAUACCGCGAUUUUUCCUCGCCCGCACCUGGACAAGUUCUUGGACUUCUGCUUUGAACGUUUCACUGGCGUUGGUCUGUGGACAACUUCAGAUGCAGAUUGGUGCUCUUUGAUCGUCAACCAGGUAUUGGGACCAGAUCGCAACUGGUGUUUUCUGUGGUCCCAGCAGCAUUGCAGUGAGCAUAUGCGGGACAAGGAUGGAAAUGAAAUAUCGGUGUGCAAAAAGCUGCGGAAGCUGUGGAAAUCCAACACCAGGCGCGCUUAUGGUUUUGACCGUUGCAGCAGCAUCAUCGUCGAGGACACAAAUCAAAAUUGCUACUUUAACAAGGGCAACGCAAUUAUAGUGCCUAGCUUCGAAGCCGACAAGCUCGGUGAUACUGUGCUGUUGAGUUUGAUAUCGUACCUACAGACAGAGGUGCUGUCGCGCGAAGAUGUGCGUUUUGCAGCCGGAUACGUUCCCAGUUCUCUUCCUGCGGAUUUUGAUGGGAAACAUUCGAUCGACUCAUAA
Messenger RNA from Cladocopium goreaui, 1179 nucleotides. The record is from the annotation of a GenBank genome assembly. NCBI's taxonomy places the organism in Eukaryota, Dinophyceae, Suessiales, Symbiodiniaceae.